AUGGUUGCAGCUAUGCAGGCAACAGCCGAUGCACUAGGUAAUAAGAUAAACCAGGGUAAUCAUUGGAGCAAUAAUAAUGAGGACGGUCCUAUGACACUUGCUACAUUUCUGAAAGCCCAACAGGUUCCUGAAGAGCAAUGGGUUGAGUUUGGAACUUAUCAGUUGCAAGAGAAUCCGAUCGUCACUGAGUAUACUUGCCAGUUUGAGGAGUUAUGUCGCUUUUCUCGUAUCUGUCAAGGUGUGCCUGAAGAUUUUGCUGAAUGGAAGUGUAUUAAAUAUGAGGGAGGUCGUUGGAGUGAUAUUCUGAGCUUCGUUGCCCCAAUGGAGAUCAGAGUGUUUUCUGAAUUGGUGAAUAAGAGUAGGGUGGCUGAAGAGUGUGUGAGAAAGGCGGCAGCAGAAAAAGGAAGUUUGAGGGUGCCUUUUCAGAGGCCUCAAGGAGGAACUUUUCUCCGAGAGCCCGGGCAUAUAGCCACUAAUUGUCUGGAGAAAAAGAAGUAUGAGACUGGUAGGGUGCAACAGCCAGGGAGAGUAUACACCACUUCUAGCAUAGGUGCUGAGGGAUCUGAGACACUGAUUAGAGGAGCAACUCAUUCAUUUAUUGCAUUUGAAAAGGCCAAUGAAUUAGGAUUGAGAAUGGUGGUUUUAGGUUAUGAUUUGAAAGUAUAUAAUGCUACUCAUGAAGCUAUGGUGACUAGGAUAGGAUGUCCACCAGUUCCCUUUCGAGUGCAACAGCGUGAAUUUGUACAUGAUUUGAUUUGUUUGCUUAUGACUGGUCUUGUUCUCAUCUUGGAAUUGGAUUGGUUAUUCAAGAAUCAUGUUUUGCUUGAUUGUUCUGAGAAGUCAGUACAAUCUAUGUCAGAAGGGUCAAAAGCACCGGUUGUGGUGAAUAGUUACUAUUUGAAUUCUAUGAUAGUAAACUAUUCUAGAACUCAAUGUCAGGGUAUUAUGUUAUUAACUAUGGGAGUAUCAGGUGAUGAUCAGAGUUUAGAGCAGAUUCCGAUUGUAUGUGAAUUUUUAGAUGUGUUUUCGGAUGAUAUUAAUGAAUUUCCACCUAACCGGGAAGUGAAAUUUGCAAUUGAGUUGGUGCCUGGAGCCAGUCUGAUUUCGAUUACUCCUUAUAGAAUGUCACCUUUAGAAAUGGCUGAACUGAAAGCUCAGCUGAAAGAUCUAUUGGGUAAGCAUUUUAUCCGACCAAGUGUUUCUCCAUGGGGAGCGCCAGUGUUACUGGUAAAGAAGAAGGAUGGGAGUAUACGGUUGUGUGUUGAUUAUCGGCAAUUGAAUAAGAUCACUGUGAAGAAUAAAUAUCUGUUGCCUAGAAUUGAUGAUCUAAUGGAUCAGUUACAAGGUGCCGUGAUGUCUUUCGGGUUAACUAAUGCCCCGGCCAUAUUUAUGGAUUAUAUGAACAGGAUUUUCCGACCGUAUCUAGACAAGUUUGUUAUUGUCUUCAUUGAUGAUAUUCUUGUUUAUUCUAAGAUUGAAGAGGAGCAUGCUGAUCACUUGCAAACUGUGAUACAAAUUUUGAGAGACAGAAAGUUAUUUGCUAAGUUAUCUAAAUGUGAGUUUUGGAAGAGUGAGUUAAAGUUUCUUGGCCACGUGGUGAGUAAGCAGGGAAUAGCUGUGGAUCCUGUUAAGGUAAAAGCAGUGAUGAAUUGGGAGCGACCAACUUCAGUGACAGAGAUCAGGAGCUUCCUAGGUUUGGCGGGGUAUUAUCAGAGAUUCAUUAAGGAAUUUUCACAGCUCGCCUUACCUUUAACUAAAUUGACUAGGAAGGAUACGCCUUUUGUCUGGACUCCAACGUGUGAAGAGAGUUUCCAAACAUUGAAGCACAGGUUGACUACUGCACCUGUGUUGGUACUGCCUGAACCAAGUGAGCCGUUUGAAGUGUACUAUGAUGCAUCGCUGAAGGGUUUGGGGUGCGUUCUACUGCAGCACCAGAAUGUUGUAGCAUACGCCUCACGUCAAUUAAGACUGCAUGAAAUGAACGAUCCGACACAUGAUUUGGAACUUGUUGCUAUUGUGUUUGCUUUAAAGAUUUGGAGGCAUUAUCUUUAUGGCGUUAAGUUUCAUAUUUUCUCUGACCAUAAGAGAAAAGCAAACGUUGUGGCGGACGCCUUGAGUCGGAAGUCUUUAUAUGCAGCUUGGAUGAUGCUACAGGAAGAAGAGUUACUAAGAGCAUUUCAAGGUUUGAAUUUGGGAAUUAGAGAAGAAUUUGGAAUUUUGUGUUUGAGUCAUUUGCAGAUUUCAAGUGAUUUUAAGUCAGAACUUCUGAAGGCUCAUCAAGACAGUGAAGCGUUACGUAAGGUAUUACCAACAGUUGAACAGGGAAAACAGUGGAGAGUGUCAGAAGGACAGGAUGGUUUGUGGAAGUUCAAGAACCGGAUUAUUGUGCCAGAUAUUGGGGACCUACGACAGAGUAUCUUGAAGGAGAAAGUUAAGAUUGAGUAUCAGAGACCAUCAGAGAUCCUUCAGCCUUUGGAGAUUCCACAAUGGAAAUGGGAGAGCAUCGCAAUGAAUUUUGUGAUAGGUUUGCCUAGAACCCGGUCUGGUUGUGACACUAUUUGGGGAUCCUCGCUUUACAUCAAGAUUCUGGGGAGCUUUUCAGUGUGCAUUUGGGACUCAGUUAAGUUAGAGUACUGCGUAUCAUCCUCAGACAUAUGGUCAGUCAGAGAGAACUAUUCAGACCUUGGAGGAUAUGCUAAGGGCUUGUGUUUUGGACCAGCUAGCAAGCUGGGAUCGAGGCGAAAGCCUUUGGAAUUCGAAGAAAGAGAACAUGUCUUUCUGAAGUUUACACCAACCACUGGAGUGGGAAGAGCUAUUAAGACUAAGAAACUGAAUCCCCAUUAUAUUGGGCCGUUUGAGAUCCUGAAGAGAAUUGGACCAGUGGCUUAUAGAAUUGCCUUACCACCAUAUCUUUCAAAUUUGCACGACAUGUUUCAUGUAUCACAGCUUCGGAAGUAUACUCCUGAAACAAGACAUGUUCUGGAACCAGAACCAAUCCAAGUAAGAGAAGAUCUAACACUUCCAGUAAUUCCAGUGAAAAUUGAUAAUACUAACAUUAAACGAUUACGCGGAAAGGAAGUAUCAUUGGUAAAAAUAGCUUGGAGUCGAGCUGGUAUCGAGGAACAUACCUGGGAGCUCGAAUCAGAUAUGCGAAAAGACUACCCACAUCUCUUUUCAGGUAACUGA
This is a messenger RNA of Arachis duranensis, 3186 nucleotides long. RefSeq lists its product as uncharacterized. The transcript has 10 exons. NCBI's taxonomy places the organism in Eukaryota, Viridiplantae, Streptophyta, Magnoliopsida, Fabales, Fabaceae. The coding region runs from base 1 to 3186 and encodes 1061 amino acids. The record is from RefSeq and is a predicted model, not a curated record.